UUUUUAAACAAGAUGGCGGCUGUAUUAGCUGCAUUUGAAUGCUAAAUAUUUAAAAUGAACGGAUCAGAAUCGAAACCGAUGAACCGCAAGGCACCUAUUGGAAAACAUAAAUAUUUUUAUGAUGGGGUACGCUCCCUUUUCGAGCUAGCAACGGAUUCAUGUCAAAAUCUUUAUCAAACAUAUAUUGGAGAUGCCUUAGAUCUUCGUGAAGUUCAAACCUAUCCAGAGUGGAAGGUUCAAAUGUGUUUCAGGAAUUUGAGAAAGCAUCACAGAAAGCGAUAUAGACAAAGGAUAUUAUAUAUACUGCCUGUCAGCCCCUUUCCAAAGGGUUUACGGAUACCAAUUGAGUAUGGAAGUGUCCCCACUUUCGAGUUGAUCAAGAGUUUUGUGAGUUGCUACUUUUUCGGAAUGACCGUCAAAUUUCUGGACGAGAUUGCUGUCACGAAGGUGAACUGUAAACAAAGAUUUCAGAUACUGGAAAACUGCAGUUGUUAGCAACAGGUCAGAGUAUAUGAGGUUGUAUUAUUUACGUUUACAAACUGAUUUUGUUACACCUCUCAGUUAAGAAGUGCGACAUAAUUGGUCAAUUAAGCGCACUGUAUUUCACCGUACAGUGGGGACCUCAAACUUUGUUAGUAAAUAGAAUUUAUUACAUUUCCACGUGGAGAUAAGAAAUUUCUCUUCAAGUGAAAUUUGGUUUCUCCAAGAAGCCAUGUAAUACUCUACCAGUCAUUUCAUUUGAGUAUUUUUUUUUUAAGUAAAACAUGGAAAGGUGCGGUUUUUCUAUGUAACCAUAGCAAC
Pocillopora meandrina is the source of this 801-nucleotide messenger RNA. NCBI's taxonomy places the organism in Eukaryota, Metazoa, Cnidaria, Anthozoa, Scleractinia, Pocilloporidae. The record is from the annotation of a GenBank genome assembly.